AAAAGGCAAAUGGAUAAAGAGGACCCAUCAUCUGUGGAUCCUAAUAUCCUAUGGAUGAAGCUGGCGUGGAGGAUUUUCAUCUACCAGCUUCCAACCCUCUCUGCAAAGCAAUCUGAAAGGCGAAACUGAGGAAGAAAUCUUCACAAAAAUCUGCGGUGUACGCUACCAUCCUUUUCUCUGAUCUUGUUUCAGAUUUGUCUUCCAUUCUGUUCUUGGCAAAUUUUUUGUAACUCUCUUUUGCAUCUCUUCUAUCACUUGUCAAAAUCCAUUUUUCAUGUAUUAUUUCACUCCAAGAGAUUCAAGGUACAUAUUUAGUGCUGCAUGUUUUGAUGAACCAUCUUUGGUGUGUGCUUCUUAAUUCAGUUUCACUUCAGAAACUGUUUUCAAUUUCUAGCUAUGGCUGCCCUAUUGCACCACAUUUCUCCCCUCGCAAACCUAUCAUCAGACACCACAGGAAAAACUUGUUGCUUCUUCUCUCAGGUUACAAAUAUCCACAGUUCUUCACUGAUUAAGGGGUGUUCUAGGGUUUUAGCUUCUGGGCACAUCACUGUUUCUCCUAGGGAGACUCUUUUCACUUUGCCCAGUUGGAGGAAUGGGAGAAAUGACCCAAGAAUCAAAGAAAUCAAACUCAAUGAUGCAUUUUCUUAUUUAGAGUACAUGGUAGGGAAGGGGCAAAAGCCGGAUUUAGUUCAAUCCACUCAACUCUUGCAUGAUCUGUGCAGGGCCAGUAAACUUAGAAAAGCAAUCAGGGUUAUGGAAAUGAUAGUUAGUUCUGGUAGUAUACCAGAUCCUGAGUCUUAUGCCUACUUGGUGAAUCAGUUGUGUAAAAGGGGGAAUGUUGGCUACGCAAUGCAGUUGGUGGAGAAAAUGGAGGAAUAUGGUUGUCCACCCAACACUGUUACUUAUAAUUCACUUGUGAGAGGGCUUUGUAUCCAUGGGAACCUGCAACAAAGUUUGCAGCUUUUGGAUAAACUCAUGCAUAAGGGGCUGGUCCCAAAUGUAUUUACUUACUCGUUCUUGCUUGAAGCCGCUUACAAGGAGAGAGGGGUAGAUGAGGCAAUGAGACUGUUGGAUGAGAUCAUCGCUAAAGGUGGAAAGCCUAAUUUGGUUAGUUACAAUGUUCUGUUAACUGGGUUGUGCAAAGAAGGUAGAACUGAAGAAGCUAUUAAGUUCUUCAGGAGUCUACCAUCGAAGGGGUUUAGACCAAACGUUGUGAGUUACAACAUCGUAUUGAGGAGUUUGUGCUUUGAGGGGAGGUGGGAAGAAGCAAAUGAGCUCUUGGCUGAGAUGGAUGGGGGGGACCGGACUCCAUCCGUAAUUACGUACAAUAUCUUGAUUGGUUCACUUGCUGGACAGGGUCGAACUGAUCAUGCUCUUGAGGUCUUGGAGGAGAUGAUGAGAUGUGGAUUUAAGCCGAAUGGUGCAAGCUACAACCCAAUAAUUGCUCAAUUCUGCAAGAAAGGGAAGAUAGAUCUUGUGGUCAAUUGUCUAGAUCAGAUGAUGUAUCGACACUGUAAUCCUAAUGAGGGGACAUAUAAUGCUCUUGCUGUGCUCUGCAGUGAAGGGAAGGUACAUGAAGCCUUCUCUAUUAUCCAAAGCUUGGGUAACAAAACAAACUCUUCCAUGCAUGACUUCUACAGGAAUGUCAUAUCCAGCUUGUGUAGGAAGGGAAACACUACAGCAGCAUUUCAGCUCUUAUAUGAGAUGACAAAGAAUGGAUUUACUCCUGAUUCUUAUACCAAUUCAUCCUUGAUAAGAGGCCUGUGUACGGAGGGGAUGCUAUCUGAGGCAAUGGAAAUUUUUUCACUAAUGGAAGAAAAUGAUGUUAGGCCAGAUGUUGACAAUUACAAUGCCCUCAUACUUGGUUUAUGCAAGGCCAGGAGGACAGAUCUGUCACUUGGAGUUUUUGAGAUGAUGAUCGAGAAAGGGGGCAUGCCUAAUGAGACAACUUAUACUAUCCUAGUGGAAGGGAUUGCCCAUGAAGACGAAAUGAAGUUGGCAGCAGGGGUUUUGAGGGAGUUGUAUCAUAGACAUGUUCUGAGUCUAAAUACUGUGGAAAGGCUUGUGAUGCAAUAUGAUCUGGAAUUGUCAACUCUUUAACUCAGAUCUGGUGUUACAAAGAGAAAAGCUCUUCCUUUAGCACAGAUAGCCACAGAAACAACUUAAAAUUGAUGGAGUCAUAAUCGAUUGGAAAAACGGAUUCUAGCUCUCUAGAUCAGGAUAAGCAUGAAUUCAUCUGAGUGAUGCAUGGAGAUUAUUGGAUUAUAAGCUUGACACUGAUCUCAAGAUUGUUUAAUGGUGGCAAGAGGAAAGAUUCAAGCUUUAGUGUCAUUCUGGAGGUGAGAUCAUCCCAAACACAUGCUUCCUAUUUUGAUUUGUAAAAAUUUAUGCUGAGUUGAUUUCGGUUGCCUCCCUCACUCUUUAUUGCAACCAAAGGACUUGUAUCCUGAAAUCGUUUGAUGAAAAUUAAAUCAAGUGCCUGCUUCCCAUUGGUUGAAUCCGUUACUGAAUCUGUGGGUAUAAAGCAUUCAUUAAUUUUCUCUCUCCUACCCACCCCCUUUCUCAAAAGGACAGUUUCUUUCUGUAGCCAUAUCUCCUUACCGUACCUAUUUUAGUCAGUUUAUUCUGCCGUCUUGUAUUUGAGCUUUUACGAAUAACAUAAAAGGUUCAGUGAUGAUUCGUCUUCAGUGUCCCAUGUUCAUUGCAUAUCCAACAACGUGUGGAGACAUUUUUUAUGUCCCAUGGAAACAUAGAGAAUACAAUAAUUGGAUAAUUUGUCUUCAUUUUUAUGGGAGGUAAGUUCUCUAUAUUUCUUCUGUUUGUCAUAAUGGUGGAUUGGUGAAACAAACUACUCAUAGAUGGGCUUCUUCUUAGAAAAGAACAAAAUCAUCAAACUUAUGCCAACAAAACAAAAAAAACCAAAUCAUCAAACAUAAGCAAAUUAUAUAAACUUCUUAAUAUCUAUUAGAAGAUAACAUAAUUGUCUGAUGGAGUUUAAAUUAUGCUAAAAAUAUUCUCUUAUUGGUUUGUAGAUCGCCUAUAUUAUUGCAUAAUAUGUAACAAUUUUGGCUAGCUGACAAAUGGCACUCAAAACAAUAGAAGAGUUUGGUGGAAAAAGAAUUACACUUAUACCUUAUAAUUAAGGCUGCUACCCUAUAGUUCCAUUCAGUUCUCUUCAACAGUUUUAUUACUAAAACUUGUCAAGUUCUGGUAUUGUAUAAAUCUUUUGUCAUGCUUCAAUAUCUGUGCACUGGAGUUCUCACUUUGAAUGUUUUAUGGAAUAUAUACAUUUAUGGAGGAACAUUUAUUCCUUUUAAUGGGAAACAAGGAUAAACCAACCAUUUUAUCUCUUUAACGGGUGUUGACCCUGAUUCCAUCCUAGGAUAAAGGAAAGCAGAAACCAAUGAUCAUACUUUUUUGAAUUGUUCUAUUACUUAAUUCUCUGGAAGACAUAUUUUAUUGGUCUUGACUGGUGUCUUUGGCUCUCUUCUUGAUGUGCAUCACAUAAUGUCCCUGAGACUGAGCAAGCUCCCAUGUUUUGGUUUGGUGGUUCUUUUGAUGGUCACCAUAUUUGGGAAGCUGGGUACUGGCUCUGUUCUAAAAGCAUCGACCUAAUCCUUUUUGACAUUUGCAUGUAAAAUGUUUAAGCAAUCUGAAGUCGUAUCCACCCUAUUCACCGCUAUAAUGGAAGAGUUUGGUCUCUAUAGGGAUCACGACAACCACCAGGAUCAAAUUUUGCAUGCAGCUUGUAGGUACAAACUUCAGGAAGAGGAGAAAUACCUCAAAGAAUAGAGAUUGAGGCUCAUCAACAGUACGGAAACAAGCAAGAGAAUGGGAUUACUGUAGACUCGGAUGCGAAGAAGAAUGUCGAGUGGGUCAAAUCUGGUUGUUAGCCAUUGGAGUGAUUUUAUGCUUUGUAUGAUGCCAAACUGUGAUGGUCUAAGUUUUUAGUGACAAGUCUAUCUUAUCUUUUUAGAUUUAUCAUUGCUUUUGCUCAUUAACUUGUCUCGUCUGGUCUUAGGUAAAGGUUAUCUGGUAUGUGAUUCAUGAAUGCAGUCCCCCGCAGGCUUUGUGUUAGUCCUUGUAUUUAAUUUAACUUUAAUAAAAAAAUUUCCAAAUGUUGGCCUUGGAUUGA
Messenger RNA from Macadamia integrifolia, 4135 nucleotides. RefSeq names its product pentatricopeptide repeat-containing protein At1g79080, chloroplastic-like. The record is from RefSeq and is a predicted model, not a curated record. The transcript is spliced from 2 exons. Gene Ontology annotation, molecular function: protein binding. Lineage: Eukaryota; Viridiplantae; Streptophyta; Magnoliopsida; Proteales; Proteaceae. The coding region runs from base 397 to 2100 and encodes 567 amino acids.